Messenger RNA from Penicillium alfredii, 1053 nucleotides. RefSeq names its product MDR family NADP-dependent oxidoreductase. The record is from RefSeq and is a predicted model, not a curated record. The transcript has 5 exons. The coding region runs from base 1 to 1053 and encodes 350 amino acids. NCBI's taxonomy places the organism in Eukaryota, Fungi, Ascomycota, Eurotiomycetes, Eurotiales, Aspergillaceae. Gene Ontology annotation, molecular function: oxidoreductase activity, acting on the CH-CH group of donors, NAD or NADP as acceptor.
AUGGAACAGCCAACCCAAACCCAACACUGGGUUCUCCGCAAGAAGCCCUAUGGAGAGCCCAUACUAAACGGAGACCAGUCGACGUUUGCGUUGGAAACAGCUGAGAUCCCAGCACUGCAGGAAGGCGAGGUCCUCUUGAAAACCCUGUAUUUGAGCAACGAUCCCACGCAGCGAUCGUGGAUCUCGCCUCUGGCCCAAGCAGAGCGACUGUAUCUGCCGCCGGUGCAGGAGGGCGAGCCCAUGAAAUCUAUGGGCAUUUCCCAGGUGGUGGAGUCUCGCAGCCCUGAAGUCGCUACGGGAAGUCUAGUGCUGGGGAUUCCGGGCUGGACUGAGUAUUCGGUCACUGAGGCUCAGAAUGUCUCGGUCAUUGAUUCUCUGCCAGAACUGCCAAUAACGCACUUCCUGGGAGCGCUGGGGCUACCGGGGUUCACGGCAUACUAUGCCCUAACACAAAUCGUCAAGGCGACGCAGACUGAUGCGAUUGUUAUCAGCGGGGCGGCUGGUGCUGUCGGCACGAUGGCUGUUCAGAUUUCCAAAAAGAUGAUCGGGUGUCGAAAGGUGAUCGGGAUUGCAGGCACUGACGCAAAGUGUCGAUGGGUGGAAAAGCUUGGGGCAGAUGUCUGCCUCAAUUACAAGUCGCCCUCGUUCAAGCAGGAGCUCACCCAGGAAACCGAAGGCUUUGUGGAGAUCUACUUUGACAACGUCGGUGGCGAAAUCUUGGAUUUCAUGCUCACUAGAAUGACCAAGUUUGGUCGUGUCGCAGCCAGUGGUGCCAUUUCGAACUACAACCGCGACGCUGAUAUCAUCGGGCUGAAGAACUUCUAUGAGGUCGUCACCAUGCGCCUACAGAUCCUGGGAUUUAUCAGUAUCGACUGGAUUAAACAUCUUCCCGAGGUGCAAGCGUUGCUCAUCGAUGAAUGGAAGAAGGAUAACCUGAUUAUCAGCGAGGAAAGUGAAAUGGUUGUUGACACGGAGUUUGCUGAUAUCCCUCGCACCUGGAUGAUGCUAUACUCCGGGGGAAACACGGGCAAGCUGGUCACGAAGCUGAGAUAA